Messenger RNA from Acipenser ruthenus (sterlet), 5201 nucleotides. RefSeq names its product D(4) dopamine receptor-like. Lineage: Eukaryota; Metazoa; Chordata; Actinopteri; Acipenseriformes; Acipenseridae. The transcript is spliced from 4 exons. The record is from RefSeq and is a predicted model, not a curated record. Gene Ontology annotation, molecular function: dopamine neurotransmitter receptor activity, coupled via Gi/Go; G protein-coupled receptor activity. Bases 3845 to 4681 code for a protein of 278 amino acids. Gene Ontology annotation, biological process: adenylate cyclase-activating adrenergic receptor signaling pathway; adenylate cyclase-inhibiting dopamine receptor signaling pathway. Gene Ontology annotation, cellular component: plasma membrane.
UAGGUUUUGUGGUAAAAAUGAAAUACCAAAUCAUGUUGGCCGACCUGUAAAUUAGAGGUUCGUUAAAAUAAUGCCUGCUUUAUCAUGUUGGUUCUAUGUAACACGUUUUAAAAGCUAACUCACCAAUAGUAGUACACUGCGAGUUAUCUAAUGCUAUGUAUAGAUUGUUUUCAUAGAUUGACCUACUUUUUGGUUCUUUUCCUAAAUUGCUUUUUUUCUAAUAUAAUAUAUAUUUUUAUUUAUGUAUUAACUUUUUAAGAACCUUUUUAAGUAUGCACAUCUACAUGGUACUGUCGCGCAAUGGCAAUUUUUAAAAACAAUGCUUUUGUUUAUUACCCAGUUAUAUAUCUCCGUUAUAUUUCAGUGGUAAAAUAACAAUGUGGAUUAUAAAGCCGUUCAGCUCACAAUUUACAUUUCGUUUUUAAAACCUGUUUAAAAAAUAAAAUGACCAUAGUAUAUUGUAACGAAGAUACAUUGUACCAAAAAUGUUUGACAAAAAAAUAUAUGAUGAGAUUAACGCUUUCUUUAAAACACGCAAUACAAAUCUCUUUCUGGCACUGGGCAACUUGCCAUUUUGGGAUCUUGCUAACAUUCUGUUAUAAAUAUCACAAUCUUCCCCAAAGGGGAGAUCAGUGUUUGAAUCUAUCUCAUGUAAAAUUAGUUUGCUAGUCUUAACUUAGCCCCCAGUGGACAGCACACAACAUUCAGCUGCCCCUGCCUGACAGAGGCUCUGGACUAAAGGGGUAUUCAGGUAAACAUUCAGGUGUGCUCUAACAAACCAUGUUGACCUUGUGGUUCAUCUUGUAAAUUUGCACAGUAGGUUUUCAGUUUACUAUGCUUAUUCUAUGCAACUGUUGUUAAUCAUGUUUGUUCUUUUACCAUGCUUAAUAAUAUUUCCAGUAUGGGUUUACUAUGCUUUAGCAGACUUUGCUAUGCUUUUGCCAUGUAUACCCCAGUAACCUGAGGGUUUACCCAGCUUAAGUGUCCUUCACUUUCAUUUUUAAAAAGACUGUGACAAUGUGGGUAAGUGUGUGCAGGUGGAUAUAAUGCAGCAGUGCAGAAUAAAACAGACUGACAAUAAUAUUUAGGUGCAAGGGGGUUUAUUGAUGAACACUGUCCAGAGCUUUAUGGCAAACACCUGUAAAUAAUAAUUGUUGUAAAGUGAUACAGCAGUGUGUCUCACUUUAUUUGUAAUCCCUGGGUUUGACUCGCAACCAAAAAGUCCCGUUCUUUAUACACCCACAUGAAACACAAAACACAGUUAACAGUGAGUGGUUAUUAGUGCUUGUGGUGCAAAGACAGUUCUCUGUGAACAAAGGGAACUUACUGGUGUCUGGGUUUGAUGCUGGCUGAGUAGUGACAGCUCCGGAUCAAGCUAGCAGUCUAAAAUAACAAACAGACAGUUUUUACUUUGACAAACAAAACACAACACUCACGUUCUUUUUGAUUUUACAGGCUUUUGAUUCAUUCUAGGUUUUUGCUCUAACCAUUUACAAAGGAACAGAUCACUUUCACUACGUCCUCUAUUUAUACCCUCCCUCACGACCCCUUGGUUAACGAGCGCAUCCGCUCCUCCAAUCCGCAGAUGCCACGCCGUUUCCCGUCCGGGUCAUUGAGUUUGGGUAUCGUAGUUUAGCCCCUUUUCUAGAUGGUCGACUUCCACCUAACCCUGGGAAUAAACUGUCACGCCAUUUAGCCCAGGGUACUCUGUUCCCUUUACACAGCGCCCUCGCAGGUCGGGAGGGAGAUCUAACACCAAGAAUCAUUCGAUCUCUGUCACAAAGACACAAUGUGCAAUUUAUUGAGAAGACAUCUCUUUAACCAGAGUAUCCUAGUAUAUAUUAUGACAAUGACAGGGGAAUUAGAGCAGGGAGGGAAGCAAUGGUGAUAUCAGGGACACCAGGCACAGCAAGGACCACUGGGAUGAAAUCAGCUCACCUCGGUGGCAGGUUGAAUCCAGGUAUUAAUGGUUCACACCACAAGCUUUGAUGGCAUGUUUAAACAUGUUUAAAACUCCUUGUCUGCCCUUUUGGAACAAUCUUCUUUAGGCUGGUCUUGUCAGGGAACAAUAUUAUCCUAUUAGCUAAUCCACUGUCAGACAUGCUACUAAAGGUUAUUUUAGGUGUCUGCUUAGAGACCCAGAGACUCACUUACCUGACAAAAAGUAAAACAAAAACAAAACAGAGAAAAAUCACAGGCAAAACUAGAUGAAGCAUGCUAUUGAAUGAUGUUUGUUAUGUGUGUGUGUGUGUUUAUGUGUCUUAUCUUCUUCUAAGGUCUUCAAAGAGCUUACAUUAAUUAAGACUUCUACAGUAGAAAGUAACAGUGCUCCAUUUGAAUGUCACUUUUUGUGUUGCACUAGUAUCCUUUUUUUCAAAGAGAGAGAUAGUUGUGUAAUUGUGAAAAGUUAAUCUAUUCAUUGAUGUUUUUGCUGAUGCAAAUAUCUACUGUAAAGAUUUGUGUUGAAAAAUGUGUCAGGAUGUUGUACCAGAGCAAGAGCCUAUCUGUGAAUGGGAGUCUGCACAAUAUAGGGAGUCCGAACGAAAACACAUUCAAUUUACUUGAAGUGCACCAAGAAACAAAAUAAGAGAAGAGACUGUCUGCAACACAAAACUAGCACAUCUCAAAAAUGACCAAUACCUUUCUUUGCUGAGCAGUUAUCAUUAACCGAUACAGAGAUUUAGACAAUCAUGGACUUCUUUUGUUAGCUUUAGCCAGUUAACACGUCAGGGAAUCUUUUCUAACACCAGUAUUAAUGUGUCCAUGACAAACCCAUCACAAUUUCUCCAUACCUCCUGAUUUAAAAUUACAUUACAUUUCACAGCAAGUUCCCAGAUCUCAAUCUCACCAGAUAGGGGUCAUAUGCUUCACAAAGAUGGGAGUAUUGGUUACCCUCUGAGAAAAAUGGAUUCAUCAUGGAUCCUACAGCUGUGCAGAAAGCCGCUAAGAUAGAGAGCCCUGUGACUUUUUUUUAUCCCAGGGGAAAUCAGUGCAUUACAGUUUACAAAGGUAAGUAUUGCCUCUUCAUUCUCUGAUUGGGUGAUUAUCCAUCAUGAGGGGCUAUACAUUCUUCUGGAGAGGUUGCAUGCCGGUCACUUACGAGAAAAUAAAAAUCAGGAGCUUGUUAAUUGAUAAAUCAAAAUGUGCAUUAUCAAAGCUGUUAUCAUUUGCAUAGAUGGAUGUUUUCUGAAGGGAAUCUUAAUGUUUCUCUUAAAAAGAAAUCCAAAGACUCUGCAAAUCUACAUACAGUACAUUAUAAAGCCACUCCAUAGCCUUAAAUAAGAUAACAUAUAAUUAUCUGAUCAAAUUGGUUAUUUAGUUUGGUAUUUGUUUUUUACAGGUCUUCAACUCCAGGCAGUUGUUGUUCAAAUAAACAAAUGCCCUGCCUGGUUCAGUUGAAAAUAAAAAGCCUAUUUGAGAAACAAUACCAUUUUCCCUGAAAUCAGAAGAGAUUUUCUUUGUGUGUGUGUUAGCUUUUUGGGGUUUAAUAGUUGGAUCUCUCAGCCUUGUCUUGGUUCCCAUCAGUGACACCUUCAUGAACUCCUAGUUGACUCAGGAAGGCUCAGUAAUUCUAUUUUGCCCCAAGGAACAAACAUGUUGUUGCUUUAAAGUUCAACAGCAGCAAUUACUGCUGAAACAGCCUGAUGUUUUUUUUCCCCUUAAUCGCUGCAGAAAGAAUGGAGAAGAGGUUGACCUUUUCACCACAGGAACAGAAGAACUUCAUAAGAAAGGAUAAUAAUGCCUUAGGUCACAAUAAUAUUAUAUGAUCUUGACCUCAUCCAUACCUUAGUUCAAGUUCCACGGAGGAGUUUGGACCUUAAACACAGUGUUUUGCGAUGCGCUGAUGACAAUGGAUGUGAUGCUGUGCACUGCCUCAAUUUUCAACCUCUGCGCAAUAAGUGUCGACCGGUUCAUUGCCGUGUCCAUUCCUCUAAACUAUAACAGAAAGCACAUCGACCAGAGACAAAUAAUUCUGCUCUCCACCACCUGGAUUUUUGCAUUAGCCGUGGCUUCCCCUGUGAUCUUUGGGAUAAACCAUGUUCCUGACAGGGACCCGACCUUGUGUAAGCUGGAGGACAAUAAUUACAUCAUUUAUUCCUCGGUUUGUUCCUUCUUCAUUCCCUGCCCCAUCAUGCUGCUCCUGUACUGCCUGAUGUUCCGGGGUUUAAAGAAGUGGGAGGAGGCACGCAAAACCAAGCUGAAGAACAGCAUGCACGCCUCCAUGAAGUUUCAAAGCGGACACUCCCUGCCUCAGUGCCCCCCUCCAGCUAUCGAGAGGGAUCCGGCUGAUGUCAAACUGAAGGAACUCAAUCGCUAUUCUCAUCCAGACUGCACAUUUCCUAAGGAGUAUAAGGAUGGCCACACACAGACGAUAGCAUUACCAAAGCUGAAGUGUGUCCAGGCACCCUCUAAGAAGAAGCGAGCCAAAAUCAACGGGCGGGAGAGGAAGGCAAUGAAGGUGCUCCCGGUAGUUGUUGGUGUGUUUCUUCUCUGCUGGACUCCGUUUUUUGUGGUGCACAUCACAAGAGCACUGUGCGAGUCCUGUGACAUCUCCCCAGAGCUCAUGAGCAUCGUAACCUGGCUGGGGUACGUGAACAGUGCGUUGAACCCCAUCAUCUACACCGUCUUCAACACCGAAUUUAGGAACUUUUUCGGCAAAUUUUUGCGCAGUUGCUGUUAACAAGCAAUCUGAUAUGUACUGUAAGAAAGAGCGUAAUGAAACUGCAUUGUAUAGUAUAUUAAAAUAUAUUUCUUGUCACAAUAACUUUGUUUUGUACUCUUAUUUUGUCGAGUUGUUUACGGUGCUGUAAUAUUUUUAUAUAGCUUGCAUAGAAAAAGCAGGAGUUGGUUUGUUUGUUCCAGUGCAAUGUGAAAGCUUACAGCUCAGUAAAGAAAUCUGCAUGUGAACUUUUUUUUUUUUUUUUUUGCACUGGAGUGUGAUUUGAAUUAAAAAAUAACUGACUCCAUAUGGGAAAAUGCCCUAAGAGUCAUAACUGCUGUGGAAAAAAACCCAAAGAAACUUGCCAGAGGGAACCAUAUGAUGUACAACAAAACCAAUGUCAUCCGCAUGGACACUCUGAACUGUAUGAAUGAUUGAGAUACAGAGUAACUGAGACCAAGAAUUCCACAGCCACCAUACCACUUACUGAUAAUAUAGAUCAAAAGUUCUUAGGAAUCUAAGUUGUGCUGUUUUUGCUUAC